AUGGCUCUGGCUGGAUGGAUAUGUCUGGCUGGACAUCUCUGCUGGAUGACGCUACAGUGCCGCAGUGUCUCUGGAAAGGUCCUGGAGGAGACCUACACAAAAUGGCUGAAGUACAAAGACGACUGCUUGAGGCAGAUCCAGCAGGACCCCCAGCCAGCUGUAGGUCUGUACUGCAACAGGUCUUUUGACUUGUAUGCCUGCUGGCCUGAUGCUCUGCCUGGAACAACAGUGAACAUCUCCUGCCCCUCCUACCUGCCCUGGGUACAGACAGUUCAGCAUGGAGUGGCGCGUAGGCGAUGUGGUGUGGAUGGGCAGUGGGUGCAAUACUCCGAAGGGGAGCUGUGGAGAGACAUCAGCGAGUGUGAAGAAGACCAGGAGACUCACACUGAGGAGCUUUGGAUGAAGCAGGUGAUGCUGAGUUUCCGGGUCCUGUACACAGUUGGCUACAUCCUAAGCCUGCUCUCUCUCCUCGCUGCCCUCAUCAUACUACUUAGCAUCAGGAAACUCCAUUGCAUGCGUAACCACAUCCACGCCAACCUGUUUCUGUCCUUAAUCCUGCGGGCGGUGGCUGUGCUGCUGAAGGACAGCCUGCUGGACCAGCACUGGAGCAAGCCCAUCAACACCCACGCCGACGUGCAGCACAUACUCAGCCACAGGGCUGCCAUUGGCUGUCGUACUGCCCAGGCGCUGAUGCAAUACUUCGUAUUGGCCAAUCACUACUGGUUCUUUGGGGAGGCCAUCUACCUGCACUCCAUCCUCAUCACCUCCGUCUUCUUGGACAACAGCAAGUGCCUGCCGUACUUUCUCCUUGGGUGGGGCACUCCGCUGAUGUUUGUCAUUCCGUGGGUGGUGAUGAAACUACUAAGGGAGAAUAAAGAGUGUUGGGCCAUUAAUGAAAACAUGUACUACUGGUGGAUUAUCCGAGUUCCCAUACUGUUUGUCUCUCUGGUGAACUUUUUGAUAUUCAUGAAGAUCCUCAAAGUGAUCCUGUCUAAGUUACGAGCUGACAACAAACAGCGAUACCCUGACUACAAACUAAGACUGGCCAAGGCCACUCUGACGCUCAUCCCGUUGUUUGGGGUGCACGAGAUGGUCUUCAUCUUCGCCACAGAUGAGCAGACGAGUGGUAUCGUGCGACUCAUCAAAGUCUUUGUGGCUGUUUUCCUCAAUUCCUUUCAGGGGUUCCUGGUCGCAGUACUCUACUGCUAUUCAAACAAAGAGGUAAAGGCAGAGCUUCAGAAGUGUUUGAGAGGAUGGUGGCGAUGGAUGCAGACGUGUUGGGAGGACCAAUAAAACACAGAUGUGGAG
This is a messenger RNA of Engraulis encrasicolus (European anchovy), 1308 nucleotides long. RefSeq names its product glucagon receptor-like. Gene Ontology annotation, molecular function: glucagon receptor activity; peptide hormone binding. The record is from RefSeq and is a predicted model, not a curated record. The transcript has 13 exons. NCBI's taxonomy places the organism in Eukaryota, Metazoa, Chordata, Actinopteri, Clupeiformes, Engraulidae. Gene Ontology annotation, cellular component: plasma membrane. The coding region runs from base 1 to 1293 and encodes 430 amino acids. Gene Ontology annotation, biological process: cell surface receptor signaling pathway; adenylate cyclase-modulating G protein-coupled receptor signaling pathway.